AUGCAUCUUCAACUCCUUGUGCCAGCCCUACUGGCCGUGUCGGCGGCACACGCCGCUCCAGCGCCUGCGGACCAUGGCUUUUCCGAACGGGAUGCCUCCGUUUCAGCCGCUUCUUCGGCGUUCUGGUCACCUGCGUCGACGAUCCAGACGGAUAUCAUGGCCGCGAAAGGUCUUGUCAACCUCGCCUUUUAUGAGCUCACGAAUCCACCGAGCGGGGGCUGCAAUCUGCUCAACGCAGCAGUCCGCCGAGAGUGGUCUACCCUCUCCAAGGACGAACGAAAAGCGUACAUAGCCGCCGAGUUGUGUUUGCAAUCCAAGCCGACCAAGGACCCCAGCUUUGCACCAGGGGCCAGAUCUCGAUAUGAUGACUUUGUGGCAGUCCAUAUCAACAGUACUCUGUUCAUCCACGGGACUGCCAACUUCUUGGCGUGGCAUCGCUACUUUACAUGGGCAUUUGAACAAGCCCUUCGAAACGAGUGUGGCUACACAGGGUACCAACCGUAUUGGAACUGGGGAAAGUAUGCCUUCGACCCUCUUCACUCGCCUCUCUUCGACGGCAGCGACUCUAGCAUGUCCGGAAAUGGGCAGUACGCACCACACGGGCCGACAAAUGCUCUGCCUACAGGACUGAACCCCAUUCCUCCUGGGCAAGGGGGUGGCUGUGUCAAUACCGGCCCAUUCGCAAACUACGUUGUCAACCUGGGCCCUGUCGCUCCGACUUUGGAUGUUCCAGGCAUUAUCGACUAUUCAAGCCCGGACCCUCUCGCAUAUAACCCCCGCUGCCUCCGCCGAGAUAUCUCAUCGUGGGUCUCGUCAAACUGGACCAAGGACUCUGACUCGUUCGACCUGAUCUCAAACUACAAUGACAUCCUCUCCUUCCAGAACCGCAUGCAGGGCGACUUUGGAAGUGGCUUCUAUGGCGUCCACACGGCAGGUCACUUCACCACUGGAGGUGACCCGGGUGGUGACCUCUUCGCUUCGCCAGCCGAGCCGACUUUCUUCCUGCACCACGCACAGAUUGAUCGCACGUGGUGGAUCUGGCAGAACCAAGAUCCGAAAAACAGGAAGAGUGCUUUCGCUGGUGGCACCUCGACUCUGGACCCGGUCAACAGCCCUCCUGGAAAGCUGACUGAUCCUAUUACCAUGGGGUCGCUGGCGCCGACGAUCCAGAACAAGGACGCGCUAUGGACCACGGGCGGGCCAUUCUGCUACAUUUACGUCUGA
Cladophialophora carrionii CBS 160.54 is the source of this 1224-nucleotide messenger RNA. RefSeq lists its product as uncharacterized. The coding region runs from base 1 to 1224 and encodes 407 amino acids. The record is from RefSeq and is a predicted model, not a curated record. Gene Ontology annotation, molecular function: oxidoreductase activity. The transcript has a single exon. Lineage: Eukaryota; Fungi; Ascomycota; Eurotiomycetes; Chaetothyriales; Herpotrichiellaceae.